Messenger RNA from Bacillus rossius redtenbacheri, 3081 nucleotides. RefSeq lists its product as uncharacterized. Lineage: Eukaryota; Metazoa; Arthropoda; Insecta; Phasmatodea; Bacillidae. The coding region runs from base 308 to 1927 and encodes 539 amino acids. The transcript is spliced from 7 exons. The record is from RefSeq and is a predicted model, not a curated record. Gene Ontology annotation, cellular component: plasma membrane.
CUCCUCGUGUGUGUACUGUGCUGCGCUCUGCCGAGAGUCUGCGCAACCACGUCGCGAGCAGGGCGAGAGCACCCGGCGCCGCGACACUGUCCUACCGGCGGCGCGGAAGUCGUGUCGGCGCGGAAGACCGUAUCGUCUGCCCUCCAGCUCCCAGUUUCUGGGACAGCUGUAGUAAUAUAAAGAGACAUCGCUCUCAGUGAAACUGCUUGAAGCAAGGCGAUUUCAAAAGGAGCUGAGACUCGUCUGAUCGGCAGGUUACAAGAGAAAGUUGCUUGCAUCAAUAAUUUGAAGGCUGGGUCCAGGCGACAUGAGGCUGUGCGUGCUGUGUGUUGUCUCGCUGGCGCUGGUGGGGGCGCCCCCCUCCCUCGCCCAGACCAAGGAAGUCACCCACCAGGAGAUCAAGGAGGCGAUCGUGGCGCUGGUGCGCAUGUUCCGCGUGAACGCGGACAAGCUGGAGCGGCACGAGUCGCGCGAGAGGCACCUGGGGGAACAGCUGAAGAAGACGCUGGCGGGGCUGGAGAAGAGGCACCGCGCCACGGACCUGACCGUCGACGCCGUGGCCAAGGCGGUGGGCGCGCUGGACCAGAGGCUGCAGGACAUGGAGCGAGCCGCGCUGCAGCGAGAGGAGGAGCAGCGGCGGCAGCAGCAGGCGACGCUGGAACGCGUCCAGGCGCUGACGGCCCGGGCCCUGCCGGCCGAGGGCGAGGAGGCGGGAGCACCUAGCAGGCGGCUGGACGCGCUGGAGAGCAGCCUCAGCGCCCGUCUGGACCGCAUCGUGCUCAUGCUCGACCCCAUGAACGCCAGGAACGUGUACACCACCGACGAGGACAUCGCCGCCAACGGCAGCCCCGGCACGCUGGGCGAGCUGGAGAGCCUGCUGCGGCGGCUGGAGGCUCACCUGGAGGCGGGCGCCCGGAAGGCCGACAGCCUGGACUGGCACGCCGUGUUCCUCACGGCGCUUGACAGCCACCAGAAGGUGCUGGACGACCUCAAGGCCUUGACGCUGAAGACGGGCGGCGGCCUGGCGCAGCUGCCCACCAGGACCGAGCUCGAGAAGCUCAGCAACGCCACCAACGAGCUCCUGCAGGACGCCAGGUACGAGCUGUCGGCCGGCAGCGACAUGGCCGCGGCCAAGCUGGAGUCCCAGGUGCAGGAGCUGCAGCUGGCGCUCGCCGGCGGCCAGGAGGAGAUCCUCAGGCGGGUGUCGGAGACGGGCGUGAUGACGGAGACGGCCUACGCCGGCGCGGCGCGCGGCUACGACCAGCUGCUCGCGGAGGUGCGCGGCCUGGCCAAGGUGGAGACAGUCGUGCUGCAGACCGCGGACGACGUGCUGGACACCAAGCGACGCGUCGAGUACGGGGUGCACCGCAUCCUGCUGGAGGUGGGCGACCUCGUGAAGGCCGGCUCCGAGGGGCUGAACGGCACGGUGACGCGCGGCUUCGACGCCAUCUCGGGCGCCAUCCUGGACGGCCAGAGCGGGGCCCUCGCCAACGUCAGCCGCAAGAUCGAGACGGAGAUCGGCCAGGUGUGGCGCCAGAUCGGCAUCAUGUACCAGCAGCUGGCGGCGUCUGCGGGCGCCCUGGACCGCCUGCAGAUGCAGACGGAGACGUACGUGAACGGCAGCCUGCAGACCAUGGACAGCAUGGAGGGCAAGGUGGGGCAGAUCACGGGCCGCAUGUCCGAGGUGGACGGCCACCUCAACUACCUGCUGGGCAAGCUGUCGCUGGUCACCCAGGAGUUCAACCAGAUCAAGUCGGGCCUCGCGGCCGCGCUCGACAACAUCCGCAGCAGCUUCGUGUCCGUGCAGAACAAGAUACAGGAGGUCGGGCCGGGGCCCAACCCCAUCCCGGACUACACGCAGCCCCGGCCAGAGUCCAAGGACGAGCAGCAGAACCAGGUGUUGCCGCUGGAAGUCAACGCGCAGUGAGAGACGUCCUCGCUGCAGUGUUCUGUUCAGGCACUCAUAUUGCAUACUACUCCACAGUCUUACAAGGAAACUCAUCUGGCGCUCUUCGCAGUAAUUAUUUGUUAUUAAUAAAAAAAAAAUAACAUUAUUACUGCUGCUAAUGCAUUUUGUAUGCUGCAAUGACAUUUGCAAUCUAAUCUUGAACAUUUUAUGCAAAAUGCAGCUGUGCUUCCAAUGCAGUAGUUUAUUGAUGUUUGUGAUACAAUAAUUUUAGGAUAUAUUAACAAUUUAAGAGAUAGUUUUGUACCAGUCAUUUAGUUUGUGAAGAAUGGUUAGAAAAAUCAAUGCAAAUCUCUGUAAUUCUGAGAAAAAAAUAUUAUUGAAGAGAUAAAUUACAUAUCUCAUAGCAAAUUUAAUUCAAUGGUUACUGUCACUUCAUUUUAUGAUAUAUGGAUGCCAUUAUCAUUUAAAAAAAUCGAAACAUACACUUAUUUAUUCAUGAGUGUCAUGGAAAUAAGCACUCAUGUAACAUCUACAUCAUACAAUUCGCAUAUCAGGUCGGCAAACUGUGAAACAAACAUUGCAUAUUUCAAGUUAAAAUGUAGGUUAGCUAUUGGGUUUUUUCUGGCUGAUGCCUCUCGCUUGUGAGACAAAGGUUGACAGUAUGAUUACAAAUACAUAUACCAGCACCAAGUUGGUACUCCAGUGGUUUGGAAGCCAUGUAUAUUCAUAUGUACAUAAUUACCCUAGCAUUAUUUUUUUGUAUACCCAUUACUUUUACAUACCCAAAAAAUUAAAUCUAUGUGGUUGCAUGACUGCAAAGAAAAACAAUUUAGAGGUAGUUAUUAAAUACAUGUAAUAUGUUGAUAACAUUAUCACAAAUAUCUAGUGAAAAAAGUGUGACUAACAUAUCAAUAGCACUUUUAUUAUAAAUAUUACCAUUAUGUAGGUACAUAUACAUUGUGCUACUAAACAACUACAGUCAAAGUGUUUUUUUUCCCCCUAAUUUAGCUGUUAUGAUGUAGUAGUUCUUCUAAGGUAACUAUUGAGAGUUUCAUAAUAAUUAUGAACAGUUUUAAGUUGUGAAAUGUACUGCAUGUAAACCCUAAGAUCUCAUUUUCUCUUUAACUAGCAUGCACAAAAUGAUCAAAUAGUCAAAUUAAAAAAAAAAACAA